Penicillium chermesinum is the source of this 1404-nucleotide messenger RNA. RefSeq lists its product as uncharacterized. The record is from RefSeq and is a predicted model, not a curated record. NCBI's taxonomy places the organism in Eukaryota, Fungi, Ascomycota, Eurotiomycetes, Eurotiales, Aspergillaceae. Gene Ontology annotation, molecular function: DNA-binding transcription activator activity, RNA polymerase II-specific. The transcript is spliced from 2 exons. Gene Ontology annotation, biological process: regulation of transcription by RNA polymerase II. Bases 1 to 1404 code for a protein of 467 amino acids.
AUGUUGGAUAUGACGAACGCGGCCCUUCCCGCGCCACACGAGCUGUUCAAGUACUAUUCCACCUACCAGGUGCUGAUAUGCACAUCAUGCCGCUUCGCACUCAGUCCUGGGGGAGUGGCUCGGCACAUGAAAGAUAUCCACCAUCUCCACCAUGAACAGCGCCGGCCCUACACUUUGUUCGCGAGCAACUUCCGCCUGAGAGAUCCGGAGAAUGUCGUCAAUCCGCACGAGAAGGACUUCCCCAUUCCGCAUCUCCCUCUCGAACAAGGUUGGAAGUGUACAGAAUGUGGAUAUCUUGCCAUAUCCAGAAAGCGCAUGGAGACCCACUGGCCACCUACCCAUGGCCGCAAAGGCGACCCAAGCCGUGACUGGAUAGCAGCUCCCCUGCAGACUUUCUUCCGAGGCAAUAAAGUCCGCUACUUCACUAGCGGGACCGUCCCAGAUCAGGAGAGGCUUCUUAGUCUCCCUACCGCAUCUGUCUACAUUGAAAGAAUCCGUGACAAGUAUCAGCUGGACGCUGUCGACUCCCUCACGCUGGAGCAUUACUUUUACUCUUCUUAUAAAAGCUUUGCCAAUAACGAGACGGAGCCAAUUUGGCUCAAGGUGGUUGCUGAUCUAGCCCACGAUCACUUAUUUCUCUUGAAGGGGAUUUUGGCGUGCACUGCCUUACACAUGGCACAUCUCUAUCCCGCGCAACGGAAAACGUUUAUCCUGCGUACCUACGCCCACCAAGACGUCGCGCUCCCAUUAUUCCGGGAUGCAAUUGAUCACCCUACGGCGCAAAAUUGCGACGCUAUCAUGACUUUCGCAUACCUGCUCGUCACUCUUUCUCUGGCAGAGGUUAUGGGCAACGCCAAUGCCCCGCUGUUACUCGUCAACGAAAGAGGGGAGAGCGAGGCAAGAAGCGAUGCGCUUCCUCAGUGGCUCUAUUUCCUGAGGAGUGGGUGCGUCAUGCUCUGUGACGUGUGGGAUCGCGUCGAGACUGGCCCCGUCAGUGCACUAGCCUAUGCGUGGGACGUUGAGCUUGAUAGGUUCAUGUCCUUUGUCCCGAAGGACGGGUCAUGGUCUGAAGAUAUUAUUUCCGUCUACUAUGAUGCGGCUGUGGCGUUAGCCGAAGCUUUCGCCUACAUGGAACAAACGCCGUCGCCCGAUACUAGUACGUGGCAUAUUCUGGGGCUGUGGCCGGUUCGGGUGGAAGAUGAGUUUUUGGAGUUGUUGUUCCAGAAACACCCCGGUGCUCUGAUUUUGCUUGCCCACUACUGCAUCAUCUUCAAGAAGAUUGAGGACCACUGGUACCUGGAUGCGAAGCCCUCCAAGCUGAUUAGCUCGAUUACAGAGAUGCUGGAUGCCAGGUAUCAUGCUUCUGUGAGAGAGGCCGAGGAUAUCGUCCUUGAUAGGAUAUGA